Molecule: messenger RNA, 767 nt
Organism: Capsaspora owczarzaki ATCC 30864
Lineage: Eukaryota; Filasterea; Ministeriida; Capsasporidae
Product: caltractin
Exons: 4
Coding region: 127-678 (183 amino acids)
Biological process (GO): centriole replication; mitotic cell cycle
Cellular component (GO): centrosome; centriole
Molecular function (GO): calcium ion binding
Source: RefSeq, a predicted model, not a curated record
GUAACAGGAUCAGUCAUCGUUUUCUCCUUUUGGCUGUUCCACACUGAAUCCCCAGCAGCAGCCGCGCUUCUCUCUUCACAACUCGAACUCUCCUGCCCUUUUCCGAUUUCAAAGAUCAGAUCCACGAUGGCAUCCAAUAAGAAGCGCCCGGCAUCGCUGUCGACACAGGCCGCAGCGUCCUUCCAGUCAAGCCAAGUCAACCAGCAGCCCGCCGUCGCCGCGUCUGCCGCUGCCGUCAGCGAUGAGGUUCGCGCGCAAGUCCAGGAAGCGUUUGAGCUCUUUAAUUCGUCCGGGCGUGAUGCCAUUGACGAGAAGGAGCUCGAGUUGGCACUUUCGGCUCUCGGAAUUGACAUUACCAAGGAGGCUGCAAAGAAAUUGAUCGCAGAUGUGGAUACGGAGGGCUCCAAAACCAUCAAAUUUGCAGACUUUAGCACGUAUGCGAUUGCUCGACUGAGCGAGCGGAGCAUCGACGAUGAAAUCAUCAAGGCAUUCCGGCUGUUUGACCCCGAAAAUACUGGUCGAAUCACCGCGAAAAACCUCAAACACAUUGCCACCGUGCUUGGUGAGGAAGCGUCCGAUCAAUUGCUGCAAGACAUGAUUGCAGAGGCGGAUAGCACACACACUGGGUCGGUAUCACAGGCAGAUUUUGUUCGUAUUUUGAAGCGUGCUGGGUUGUAACGAAUGAAGUUUGCUUUUGUCUUGUGGUUUUCUUUCUUUUGGGGGGGGGGGAAUUACCACGCCUCUAUUGCCCUCCUUGCGAAAACUAC